Molecule: messenger RNA, 1252 nt
Organism: Rhizophagus irregularis DAOM 181602=DAOM 197198
Lineage: Eukaryota; Fungi; Glomeromycota; Glomeromycetes; Glomerales; Glomeraceae
Molecular function (GO): protein binding
Source: RefSeq, a predicted model, not a curated record
CUGAAUCAUUUCGUCAAAAUGUAUCUUAAUAUUAUGUAUAAUAUGUUAAAAGAAAAUUCUUCAAGUAAUAGUUUAUCAAAUGGAAAUUUAAACAACAACUCUAAUAUAUAUUAUAAUAAUAAUGAAAAUUCUUUAUACGAACCUAUAGAAACCGCCGAAGUUUAUGAUGAAACUAAUGGAGGAAUAUUUUGUGAUAAAUUUUUACUUCAUGUUAUACCAAUUAAAAUGAAUAAUAAUAAUAAUUUAUAUAAGAAUAGAAUAUCAUAUAAUACAAAAACCAAUGCUUAUUAUGAAAAUGGUAUUUUAUCUAAUAAAUAUUUAAAAAAAUGGAAAGAAAGAACUAAUGAUAUAGAAUUGAUAAAUGAUGAUGAUGGAGAAAUUUCUUGGAAAUUUGAUUAUCGUAUUGGAAAUUAUAUUAUCAAUUCUAUUGAUUUAAGAUUACCACUUGGUAUGUUAAAUAAUUCUGCAAGUAUUCAAUGGUUUAUUAAAUCAUUACCCACGAUGAAAAAUCAAAAUCCAACAUGGAAUUUAAUUCAAUUUAAUCAAAAUAUACAUCAUGUAAAAGAGAUCGAAGACGUUACUCGAUUUGUUAAAAAUGAAUAUGGUUUUAUAUUAAUGGCGCGUUUAAGAGAUGAUGAUGAAAAACAAGAUUUGAAUAAAUUAAUAUUUUUCAGGGACAUUGAUGAUGAAUCUUUUGGAUUUGAUGUUAGGGUGGAAUUAAAACCUGAUAUUAUUAUUGAUCCUUUACCAGAAUUACUUUUUUCGGAUUAUGAAUCAAUAAAUGAUUUUAUUAUUCAUUAUGAAUUUUCUACUGAGGAUGAUCAAAAUAUUGGAAGUUCUGGUAAUUCUAAUAAGAAAUCUAGGGAAUUUCAUGUUAAUUCCAAGAUAUUAUCAGAAAGAUCAGAUUAUUUUAAUACGUCAAUUAAAUCAAACGAUAAAACACUCGUAUUAACUAAUACUGAUAUUCCUUAUAAUUCAUUAAAAAUUAUUAUUAAUUAUCUUUGUACUGGUACACUUCCAAAUAUUGAAAGUUAUGAUAAAUGGAUUACAUUACUUCGUUAUUCUUCUAAAUUUCUUAUACCUACUUUAAUUCAAAGAUGUGAGAAGGCAUUAAAAGGUUAUUUGAAUCAUGAUAAUUUAUGUGAGGUUGAAAAUAUUGCUAAUGAAUGUGAUGCAAAACAAUUAUUACGAUGUUGUCAGAAUUUAAACUGUCUUAAUUGAAUAGAUUAAAAAAUUGAAAUUUUUUAUGAUG